This is a messenger RNA of Eremothecium sinecaudum, 264 nucleotides long. RefSeq names its product 40S ribosomal protein eS21 (gene RPS21B). The record is from RefSeq and is a predicted model, not a curated record. Gene Ontology annotation, molecular function: structural constituent of ribosome. Gene Ontology annotation, cellular component: ribosome; cytosolic small ribosomal subunit. The transcript is spliced from 2 exons. NCBI's taxonomy places the organism in Eukaryota, Fungi, Ascomycota, Saccharomycetes, Saccharomycetales, Saccharomycetaceae. Gene Ontology annotation, biological process: translation; endonucleolytic cleavage in ITS1 to separate SSU-rRNA from 5.8S rRNA and LSU-rRNA from tricistronic rRNA transcript (SSU-rRNA, 5.8S rRNA, LSU-rRNA); endonucleolytic cleavage to generate mature 3'-end of SSU-rRNA from (SSU-rRNA, 5.8S rRNA, LSU-rRNA). Bases 1 to 264 code for a protein of 87 amino acids.
AUGGAAAACGACAAGGGUCAACUAGUGGAACUAUACGUUCCAAGAAAGUGUUCUGCUACCAACAGAAUUAUCAAGGCCAAGGACCAUGCUUCCGUCCAAAUCAACAUCGCCAAGGUUGAUGAAGAUGGUCGCGCUAUUCCAGGUGAAUACAUCACUUACGCUUUGUCCGGUUACGUCAGAGCUAGAGGUGAGGCUGAUGACUCCUUGAAUAGACUAGCUCAAAACGACGGUUUGUUGUCUAACGUCUGGAGCUACUCCCGUUAG